Hyposmocoma kahamanoa is the source of this 2382-nucleotide messenger RNA. Its product is annotated as zinc finger protein 37 homolog. Gene Ontology annotation, molecular function: RNA polymerase II cis-regulatory region sequence-specific DNA binding; DNA-binding transcription factor activity. Bases 81 to 2090 code for a protein of 669 amino acids. The record is from RefSeq and is a predicted model, not a curated record. NCBI's taxonomy places the organism in Eukaryota, Metazoa, Arthropoda, Insecta, Lepidoptera, Cosmopterigidae. The transcript is spliced from 15 exons. Gene Ontology annotation, biological process: regulation of transcription by RNA polymerase II.
UGAAACUGUUUUACGAUAUUUUAAACCCUUUGGAGCCUGUGAAUCACCCCCUUUCUCUAUGCUGGGAGUGUGCCUCCGUCAUGUACGGGAUAUUGAAAUUCAAGUCACAAGUUAAGAGGGCGCACGAGUUGCUUGUCAGUUAUAUGCUUCACCAUUCGACCACCUUACCGACACUAUCGUCAUUAAAAACAUUCACAAAUCAAAGUCUGUUAGAAAUCUCAUACCCAGAACACAAUACAGAACAGCCAGAAAACUUAGAAAUUGACACCCAACAUUCAACAAAUGAAAGUAAUAAUGUUGGUGAAAUAAAAUAUGACAAAUUAUCAUUAAAUCUAAAUAAAAUGGUUGAAAAUAUCAAUAGCACUAAUGCAGUUAUCAAUAAUAUAUCAAAAGCUAUCGGUAAGAAAGCUAGAACUAAUCGGUCAAAGAGAGAUGUAGAGCAUGAUGAAGCGGAGCCAUUAGCAUUUAUUAAAGUUGAAGACCAAGACAAUGGGGUUGAUCAUCUUGAAGGAUAUUAUGUUGAUGAGAAUUUAGAUGAUGUAAGAUUUGAUGACGAUGAUGAUGAGGAUAAGGACUUAAAGGCUGUAUUAAAAUCUGAUCCCUUUCAAUGCACGUCAACGAAGUCAAAUGGAAGGCGUCGACGGAAAACCAAAGCUGAGUACAACGAUUCCGACGAUGAACCACUCACGUUGAAGAAGUCAAAAAUUGCUAAAUGUGCCCUAAAGAGUCAAACAGAAGGUCCGAAGCAAGACAGGCGCAAAAACCCGGGCCCGAAACGCGAGAAGCCAGCCGGCGUCAUUCGCAACGCCCGAGUUAACAGAAAGCUCGAACAGCUUGGAGUGCCUACGUCGGCGUUAGAAAUGGUCGUGCUUUCGUGGGAAGAGGUGGAAGCGGAGCGGGCAAAAUCGCUACGCAGCGAAACGUUCACCCGCCACGAGUACCGCUGCUACGACUGCGCCGUUGGGUUCAACCACCGAGCGAAGCUGGAGGACCACAUGGUAAAGCAUUCGCAGGCGGCCGGCGCCGCGGAGUGCAGCGUGUGCCGCGUGCGCUGCCGCGACGCGCACGCGCUGGCCGCGCACCGCCGCCGGCACCGCGUCAGGUGGCGCUGCUGCCGCUGCCAGGCGCUGUGGUCGCGCGCGGCCGUGGGCGCCGACCACUUCGCCCGCGCGCACGCGCACGCGCCCGCCGUGCACCGCUGCUCCGUCUGCGGCCACCGCGAGCCGACCCUCGGCAAGCUGCGCAACCACCUCAAGAACCACGCCGAGCGCCAGAAGUGCGAGCUGUGCGGGAAGACCUUCCGCGACAGGACGUCGCUGAGGACGCACUUGUUCAUUCACAAAGGCGAAAAGGAGCACGAAUGUCCGUCGUGCGGGAAGCGGUUCCUGUUCAAAAAAGCCAUGGAAGUGCACAUGAUCACGCACGAUGCGCAUGCGCACCUCUACUGUCAUCAGUGUGAUAUGAAUUUCAAAAAUCGCAUGUCUUUUUACCAGCACAUGAAGUACAACCUUAAACAUAUCGACCCAGCUAAGCUCAAGUUCGCGUGCGCGCUGUGCGGCAAGAAGUUCGCGAAGGCGCGGCGCCUGCAGGAGCACCACCUGGCCGUGCACCUCAAGGCCACGCCCGAGCGCUGCCGCGAGCCCGGCUGCGCCUUCGCCUGCGCGUCGCGGCCCGUGCUGCGCACGCACGUGCGCAUGGUGCACCGCGACGCGCGCGCGUGCCGCAACCACGUGUGCCACGCCUGCGGGAAGGCCUACACGACCAAGAAGACGCUGGAGGGGCACCUGCGCAGCCACACGGGCGAGCGGCCGCUGCGCUGCACCGCCUGCCCCGCCACCUUCCGCUACGAGGCCGCGCUCUACAACCACAACAAGCUGGUGCACCUGAAGCCCAAGACCGGCCGGAACCGCUCCUCCGCGACGACCGUGACCCAGCCCGCACCUGCAGAGGUGCAAAGUACGCCAACCUCCACAUCCCAACCUGCACCUUGUUCUUCAUCUGCACCUGCGCAGGUGCAACCGACACCACCCGCGCCGGCCUGGCAGAUAACUUUGAAUGUUCCGCACACGAAUCAAAUGGACGUCAGCUGAUUGAUCGAUAACGUAGCUCAGAACCUUAGCACUCUGACUAUUAAGUUACACGAAAAAAUAGAAACAAACUAAGACAUUCCGGUUUUGGUCCCCGGUACAACCGAGAUACUAGAGUCGAGUACCCCGUUAGAAUUCGACAAAGUCCGAUAUAGGCUAAGAUUCGUCUAGUUCACAGAUAAUUAGACGUAAAUAGAAACAUUUUGAAAUACAUAUACUAGUUUACCAGUAUCAAUGUACAAUUUACAUAAUAAUAUAUACAAUAUCAUUCUAAGUUAAGAGAUUUGAGCUUUUA